GAUAAACCAAAAUUCUAAAGUACUCUCUCUCUCUCUCUCUCUCUCUCUCUCUCUCUCUCUCUCUCUCUCUCAGGUUCCGUUGCAAAGAGUGAGGAAUCCGCGUGUGUUGAGAGAAGUGGUGAGUUGGUCUUGAGGUGACGGGCAGCACGAGAAGCGGCAGGCGAGGCAGGCGAGGCAAGCUUGCGGUGACAGACAGGAGCUGUUCCUGAAUGGUUACGGCACGCACAGCAAGGAGUCUGUUUAGUGUGUGUGUUGCUUCGAGGCCCUGGAGUGUCUGGACGUCUGUGUGUGUAGGAGCGAGGUGGUGGGAGGCGAGAGGUCGGCAGCUGUACGGUGCAGGAGCAGUCUGGGAUAGCAGGAAGCAGGCUAGUGCAGGCUGGGGCAGCAGGCAUCAGUCAACAAGUGCAGGUUGGGGCAGCAAGAAACACGCCGCCAAACGGAAGAUACAGUUGCAGACUGCUGAGCUGAUGAUGGACGCGGAGAUGGAGCAGCAGCUGGCGCCGCUGAGGGCCAGCUGCAAGGAACAGGGUGACCUUGUCCGCAAACUGAAGGCCGAGGGAGCACCAGAAGUGGAUAUUAAGAAGGAGGUUCAGGAGCUAAAGGCCCGCAAAAAGGAACUGGAAGACAUGAUCCUGAAACUGAGUCCUGCCGAUACCUUUGACCGUGCCAAGAUGAACGACCUGAUCAAGCGGCGCUUCUUUUAUGACAACUCUUUUGCCAUAUAUGGAGGCAUUACAGGUCAGUAUGACUAUGGUCCAAUGGGAUGUGACUUGGUGGACAACCUCCUAGCUGAGUGGCACAAACAUUUUGUAAUCCAGGAACGCAUGCUGAAGGUUAACUGCUCCAUCCUGACGCCUGAGCCGGUCUUGAAGGCCUCUGGUCACGUAGACAAGUUUGCAGACUAUAUGGUUAAAGAUGUCAAAACUGGGGAGUGUUUCCGGCUUGACCACCUUAUAAAGCAACACUUUGAGAAGGUGAUGGCAGACAAGAAGACAUCCGCCGAAGAGAAGGAGGCAUUGUCCCUCACGGUGGCUCGCCUUGAUGGGAUGACCAUGGAGGAGAUGAAUGACUUGAUGAGGAAGCAUGACAUGAAGUCUCCACUGACAGGCAACAAUCUCACUGACGCUACAGAGUUCAACCUCAUGUUCCCCAUCUCCAUUGGUCCCUCAGGUAAUUUAAAGGGUUUCCUGAGACCUGAGACUGCCCAAGGCAUCUUUGUCAAUUUCAAGAGGCUGCUAGAGUACAACCAAGGCAAGCUGCCCUUUGCCUGUGCCCAGGUGGGCAAUGCUUACCGCAAUGAAAUCUCGCCACGCUCUGGGCUGCUGAGGGUGCGGGAGUUCACCAUGGCUGAAAUUGAGCACUUCUGUGAUCCCGAUGACAAGAACCAUCCAAAGUUUGCCCAGGUGGCAGACACAGAAAUGGUACUGUACUCAGGUUGUGCCCAGAUGGAUGGAGAGUCAGCCAAACGAAUGACCAUUGGGGAAGCUGUACAUGGGUCUGGGUUGAGCUCCUUGGGGCUACUCUCCACCCCAGCAGAGGUUGGUGCCCUGGAUCGCUACCUGAAGGAGCGGAGCUACAUCCUGGAGCACAGCCCCUCCCAGGCAGACUUGGUGGUCUGGGAAGCCCUGAGGCAGCCCCCUCCCUCAGACUUGUUCCAUGCUUCACGCUGGUACCGACACUUGUCCAGCUUUAGUGAGAGAGAAAGGCUGAGUCUCCCUGGGGAAAAGCUGAUGCUGGAGGAGCUGACAGGCGGGAGACAAAAGGGCAUGGUGGCCAAUGAGACUCUUGGGUAUUACAUGGCACGCAUCCAGCAGUACCUCCUCAGGAUUGGCAUUAACCCCAAGAAGUUGAGAUUCCGCCAGCACCUGAGUAAUGAGAUGGCCCAUUAUGCCUGUGAUUGCUGGGAUGCUGAGUGUCUCACCUCUUAUGGCUGGAUAGAGUGUGUAGGCUGUGCUGAUCGCAGUGCUUAUGAUCUCCAGCAGCACACCAAGGGCUCAGGUGUCCGAAUGUGUGUGGAGAGGCCUCUGAAGGAAGCAGUGAUGGUAGACAGCCUGGCAGCACAACCAGACAAGGGGAUCAUUGGCAAGACCUUCAAAAAGGAUGCCAAGGCUGUACAGGAGGCCUUAACUGCCCUCACCAUAGAGCAGGCUGAACAGAUGGACAAGGCUCUCACAGAACAAGGGGAAUACGAGCUGAGUGGUUUCAAAAUGACACGAGCAAUGGUGCCAAGCUUCAAGAGAGAGCAGAAGAAAGUUUUUGUGGAGGAAAUUGUCCCAAGUGUGAUUGAGCCGUCCUUUGGUGUCGGUCGAGUGUUCUACUCCCUACUGGAACAUUCCUUCAGAGUGCGUGAAGAUGACGAUAAGCGCACUUUCUUCUCCCUUGCAACUGUUGUAGCGCCCAUCAAGGUGUCCGUUUUGCCGCUGUCUAACAAGCAGGAGUUUGUGCCAUUCACCACACAGCUGGCUGAUGCAUUGACGGAUCUGAACCUAUCUGUGAAAAUUGACGACUCUACUGGAUCCAUUGGCCGGCGGUACGCUCGAACAGACGAAAUUGGUAUACCCUUAGGUAUCACAGUGGACUUUGAUACUGUGAACAAGGUGCCACACACUGUCACAGUCAGGGAAAGGGACUCCACACAGCAAGUCCGCAUGCCGAUCGAGGAAGUACCACUCACAAUCAAGAAUCUUGCUGAUGGCAAGACACAGUGGAAGGAUGUGACAGACAAGUGGCCUAUUUUUACCUCCCAAGAGACAACCAAAUAGUAUAUGUAGUUGUCCCCAAGAAAGAAGGGUGAUGUUCCUGCCUCCAGCAAAUCUUUAGGGUGGAGUGUUUCACAGAGCUUAGAGGUAACACUUCUGGUGAAAGAGAGAGAGAGGGAGUAAGUUAAUUUAUUAUUUUUUGUUAUCUAAUUUUGUAUUGUUUCAUUGUGGUAGGUAGUGGUAGGCUUGGACUGCAUUUGUGUGUGAUCGUAGUUGAGAAGGUGCGUGUUUUCUAUGUGUAUUUGUAAUUUUAUCACAAAAAUCAUGUAAUAUUCUCUCUCUCUCUCUCUCUCUCUCUCUCUCUCUCUCUCUCUCUCUCUCUCUCUCUCUCUCUCUCUCUCUCUCUCUCUCUCUCU
Molecule: messenger RNA, 3115 nt
Organism: Scylla paramamosain (green mud crab)
Lineage: Eukaryota; Metazoa; Arthropoda; Malacostraca; Decapoda; Portunidae
Gene: GlyRS
Product: glycine--tRNA ligase-like
Exons: 16
Coding region: 210-2762 (850 amino acids)
Biological process (GO): mitochondrial glycyl-tRNA aminoacylation
Cellular component (GO): mitochondrion; cytoplasm
Molecular function (GO): ATP binding; glycine-tRNA ligase activity
Source: RefSeq, a predicted model, not a curated record